Molecule: messenger RNA, 1550 nt
Organism: Poeciliopsis prolifica (blackstripe livebearer)
Lineage: Eukaryota; Metazoa; Chordata; Actinopteri; Cyprinodontiformes; Poeciliidae
Exons: 3
Coding region: 765-1508 (247 amino acids)
Source: RefSeq, a predicted model, not a curated record
UCAACAGUCUGAACUCUGACCUUCAUAGUAAAUCCAUCAAUACAGCAACUCUGGAGGCCAUUUGCACCAAAACCUCCAGCUAAUGUUGAAAAUACCAAACAGUUGAUCUGUUCAGCCCAAUAAUCACCUGAUCAUCAAUAGUGACCCCUCAGACCUGGGGUCACUAUCAGACACUGUCUCUACAGCUGUAAGCUAACAUCUGAUCUACUGCAAAGGCAUGAAAACGUCAUUCGGUCUGGAGAAACGAUGCUGGAUGGAGACAAACACAGAGCAGGUGAUUCACUCAGAGGACAGCAGAGGACAGAAACUGAACUAUGCAGGCAGAUGGAGACACAAAGAGACAACAAGGACAGCAAAGAAACACCUGCAGCCAGUUUCAGGGCGAGGGGCCCCAACAUGCAUUUGGGCUCAGGGGACAGAAAGAUGUAGCCACGGCCCUGGAAGACGGGAUCCAUGAAACCAGACAAUGUCCGUCCUAAACAGACAUAAUUCAGAUUCUGAUCAUGAUCCAGAUCAACGUCGUGUUUUGACCAAAACGUUUCCUGGUUCUGGAAACCAACGAACCGGAUCAUUGACUGAACAACGAGAUCAGAAAACAUUCUGUCAGAAUCACUGAAAUGAAAUCAUUCCUGCAGAAACUCGCCUGGAGAAAUGGCUGAGAUGUCGAUCAUCACCAAAGUCAAUAGAAAUGGAGAACAAGACAACAGGGAACGGAGGUCGAGGUGCCAGAGAUACCAUCAUGGGAGGACAAACCCCUACAUGGGAUGUACCACCAGCAAAUAACCCAAGUGGCUGAUAUCAGUAAAUCCUAUCAAUGGCUGGAAAAAGCUGGACUCAAGGACAGCACAGAGGCCCUCAUCCUGGCCGCCCAGGAACAGGCCCUUAACACCAGAGCAAUAGAGGCCCAGAUCUACCACACCAGACAAGACCCAAGGUGUAGGUUGUGCAAGGAGGCCCCUGAGACAGUCCAGCACAUCACAGCAGGGUGCAAGAUACUGGCAGGGAAAGCGUACAUGGAGCGACAUAAUCAAGUGGCAGGCAUAGUGUACAGAAACAUCUGUGCAGAAUAUGGACUGGAAACCCCAAGAUCAAAGUGGGAAACACCCCCAAAGGUGGUGGAGAACGCCAGAGCUAAGAUCCUGUGGGACUUCCAGAUCCAGACAGACAAAAUGGUAAUGGCGAACCAACCAGACAUUGUCGUAGUGGAUAAACAACAGAGGAAAGCCGUUGUGGUAGAUGUAGCAAUACCAAGUGAUUGCAACAUCAGGAAAAAGGAGCACGAGAAACUAGAGAAAUACCAGGGCCUCAGGGAAGAACUGGAGAGGGCCUGGAAGGUGAAGACCACAGUGGUGCCUGUGGUCAUCGGGGCCCUCGGGGCAGUAACCCCCAAACUGGAGCAGUGGCUCCAACAGAUCCCAGGAACAACAUCAGACAUCUCAGUCCAGAAAUGUGCAGCAGUCCUUGGCACAAGAUACUGCAGGACCCUCAAGCUCCCAGGCCUCUGGUAGAGGACCCGAGCUCAGAGGAUAAGAACCACCCGCGGUGGGUGA